This is a messenger RNA of Fusarium verticillioides 7600, 2300 nucleotides long. RefSeq lists its product as hypothetical. The coding region runs from base 1 to 1935 and encodes 644 amino acids. The transcript is spliced from 4 exons. Gene Ontology annotation, molecular function: 3'-5'-RNA exonuclease activity; RNA binding. NCBI's taxonomy places the organism in Eukaryota, Fungi, Ascomycota, Sordariomycetes, Hypocreales, Nectriaceae. The record is from RefSeq and is a predicted model, not a curated record.
AUGGCCUCACAGCAACUUCCCCAGCUUAACAUCGAUCGAUAUGUUGUCAUCCAUGUUGCGACUACCUGCGACGAGCACGGCGUUUAUGUGACAAAAGACUCGGCCGAAGUAAUUGAGCUUGGUUGGAUCCUGGUCGACGCAAACUCACUUGAGGAGAUUACGCAUGAGAGCGUCCUUGUCAAACCCGUCAAUACUCCAAUUACGCCCCUCUGUACCAGCCUGACAACCUUGACUUGGGAGCAUGUUCGAAACGCUGGUACCUUUAGAGACGCUAUCACCCGAUUCGAUACAUUCGCUACCGAGUAUUUAACCUCGAAGAACCUCGAUUUCGUCUUCGUCACUCUUGACGCAUGGGAUCUCCGUGUUCAGCUGCCUCGUGAGGCCCGCGACAAGGCUGUGGUUCUCCCUCCUUACUUGCAGCACUCACGCACUUUCGAUCUCCGCACCGAGUAUCAGCGAUGGCAGCAACACCACCCCGAGUCUCUGCCAUUCGGACCUUCGAUGCUCUCCAACAUUUGCGCCGCGCUCGAGGUUGAGCCCGUUCAGUCGAGUGCUCCGAUUAAGCACAACCUUCCAUUUCACCUCCAGGCUCUUGCCCCUGCCUCGCCACGACGUGCAAUGGAAGAGGCUGUCACUCUUGCCCGAGUCCUCCGGGGGUUGAUUCGUAAGUCGCAACCUCCCCAGGAGCAUCCCGAUGUCUUGACUCGGCCCAUGGAUGCCCGGGCCGAUGUUCGAGCUUUUCUUUCGGAGAGGAGCAAGGUUCUUCACAUGUCGGGACUUCCACACGAUACCACUCAGUCAGAGCUCGAGAGUUGGUUCACUCAGUUCGGUGGUCGACCCAUUGCAUUCUGGACUCUUCGAACCCCUGAACAGCAUAAACCUACUGGUACCGGAUUUGCCGUAUUCUCUUCCCAUGAGGGAGGUAAGUCUAAAAAGCCCCCCACAAGUCUGCGUGCCGCUGAGAGCCUUUGUAUGAAUGGUCGUGCCCUUAAUGAGAAGGCCAUUGAGGUCUCGCCCUCCUCUAGCCGCGUCCUCGACCGUGCUCAGGACAUACUGACUCCUUUCCCUCCUAGCAAGAACCGCCCUAGGCCUGGUGACUGGACCUGUCCAUCUUGCGGGUUCUCCAACUUCCAGCGUCGAACUGCUUGCUUCCGAUGCUCGUUCCCUGCUGUCGGUGCUGGCCCUUCGAACGAUAUGGGUAGCGGCAAUAACAAUUACGGUGGCGGAUAUGGUUACGGACCCCCUGCUAUGAUGCCCCCCCCUCCUCACGGUGGCCACCAUGGGCCUAUGGGUCAUGGCGGUGGUCGUAUGGGCGGUAGCGGUGUGGUACCUUUCCGUGCUGGUGAUUGGAAGUGUGGUAACGAGGUCUGUGGCUACCAUAACUUCGCGAAGAACGUAUGCUGUCUUCGAUGUGGUGCCAGCCGCGCAGGCGCAGCUGUUGUUGCUGAUUCUGGAUACCCUUCUCCCAUGGACAAUGCCUCUCAGUACGGUAUGAACCAAGGAUCCAUGGGAGGUGCUCCAGGACCCGGCCCAUUCGGCUCUGGUACCUCCUUCGGCGGCUCUGGUGGUGGUUAUAACCAACAACACUUUGGAGGCCCGCCCAGCCACUACCUUCCCUCGGGCCUCGGAGGUGGCGCUGCCGCCUAUCCUAGCUCGCUGAACACCCACGGCAGUUUUGGAUCCGGACCUGCUUCCCAUGCGGCUGGCCCUUUCGAUAGUCGUGCUGCUGAGGCUGCGUUCCAGUCAGCCACCAAUGGGCCUGCAUCUGGUGGACCAUCAAACAACUUUUAUAACAAUAACGCCAACAACAACGGUGGCAAUACUGAGAACGACCCCUUUGCUUUCCUCUCCAGCGGCAUUGGAGGGCUUUCAGUUAGUGGAGGAGAUGGCCGCCAGAAUGGUGGUUCUGCCCCUCCUAACAAGUCGCCUGCUUAAACAGUAAAAGACUGUUACAGCCCAUCCGCUGUGUGUUUCCUGGGUCAACCCUCCAUGUAUAUGGACCCGGGUGAUACGUGCCGCUUUGUUUUUUCGCGAAUUUUUCUUUGAUGAUGAACAUAGAUCAUUUGCGACUGCAAACUCUGUGCUAUCAGAUCUAUCAGAGGGAAGGUGGAACGGUGUGUGUAUUGGUUUGGCAGGUCUGGUCGGAGUGACGGAUAAUUGAUUAUAAGGUGGGAUGUGUUACAAAAUUUCAAAGGUUGGGAAGACAAAAGUGACUUGCUUACUUUACUGGGACCAGGGCCUCCUUUCUCUGGUGUUGCCGGUUGAGUCCAUAUGGUACGGACUUUGCUUACUGGGGCCGC